AUGUGUUGUGCCGUGGAGAUAGCCGGGAGUGGCUGCCCUUCAAUAGCGGAUUUCGGUGAGGCCAGGCGUCAAUGCAGGACGCCGGAGUGGGUUUCUCGGCUGGCGAGCCUGCUUAACGUCGGCAUACGGACAGACGGGGCAUUGAACCUGUCUAGUCACGCGUCUCCGACAUUGAACCGGCGCGGAUACCAGAGACGGCGCCCUCGGCCGGCGCGCCGCUUCAGUGGUGGAGGCAGUGAGAGGUCAGCCGCCGCCCGCGAACGCCCAACCACCACUUCAUUUCCUUUCCCGCCCGCCCGCCCGUCCGCCGCCACCCCGCCGCCUCCACACCCCGUCCGCCGCCGCCCCGAUGCCGCCCGCAUCAGAUCCGACGCCGCCUUGCCCCCCGCCGCUGUUUCCACGCCGCCCCGCCACCCGCCCGCCGCGGAUCCCGCCCCGCCGCCCCCUCACCCGCCCGCCGUAGCUCCGUCCGCCACCGCCCCGCCCGCCCGCCGUAGCUCCGUCCGCCACCCCGCAGCUCCGCCCCGCCCGGCUCUGUCCCGCUCGGCUCCGUCCGCCACCGCCCCGCAGCUCCGCCCCGUCCGGCUCCGUCUGCCACCGCCCCGCACGCCGCCGCCGCCCUGCAGAUCCGCCCCGCCCGGCUCCGUCCGCCACCGCCCCGGCCGCACGCCGCCGCCGCUCCACCGCUCUCCGAUGGCGCCGAAGAAGACACCGAAGGGCAAGUCGGGCUUCUUCGGCGUGAGGCAGAAGCCCUCCGGUAACUGGGGUGUGGAGUUCUCCGACGCCGGAAGGCGUUGGUGGAUCGGCACGUACCCCUCCGCCAACGAGGCCGCACGUGCCUACGACGUGGCGGUGUGGCGUGCCGAGAGGCCUUGGUCGCACCUCAACUUCCCAGAGAUCGAGACUCGGGCGGAAGCGGAGAUGCUUGUGCUGCAGGGCAUCAACAUGAAGGAGAUCACGACGAAGAAGAAGAAGAAGACGAAGAAGCCGUCGGUUGUCGUCAGUGCUGGCGAGACAGACGAGGAGGCGAUGGCGAGGUUUGCUCGGGAGCAUCCGGAGUACGUCCAGGUCGAGCUGGAGUACUACUGGAAGCGUGAGGCGGAGCAGAAGAAGAAGGGGCCGAAGAAGGAGGACGAGGCCGGUCCCUCGACGGUGAUCCCCAUCGGGUCCUCUUCCGAGGAAGACUGGGCAGACUUCUCGGACGAGGAGGAGGAGGAGGAGGGGUGCGACGACCCGACGAAGGAGGAGUUCUGGGCGCAGUUCCGCAGCUCCGACGAUGAGGAGUAG
Aegilops tauschii subsp. strangulata is the source of this 1287-nucleotide messenger RNA. RefSeq lists its product as uncharacterized. Gene Ontology annotation, molecular function: DNA-binding transcription factor activity; DNA binding. The record is from RefSeq and is a predicted model, not a curated record. Gene Ontology annotation, biological process: regulation of DNA-templated transcription. Lineage: Eukaryota; Viridiplantae; Streptophyta; Magnoliopsida; Poales; Poaceae.